Corticium candelabrum is the source of this 2354-nucleotide messenger RNA. Its product is annotated as WD repeat-containing protein 44-like. Gene Ontology annotation, molecular function: protein binding. The transcript is spliced from 20 exons. The record is from RefSeq and is a predicted model, not a curated record. NCBI's taxonomy places the organism in Eukaryota, Metazoa, Porifera, Homoscleromorpha, Homosclerophorida, Plakinidae. Bases 61 to 2202 code for a protein of 713 amino acids.
AGCACGUCACAUACGGGCUCUCGAAUCCUUACGUAGUAUUUCGCUACACCUUCGCAGGUGAUGGCGAAUCAGCAUGCGAGUAGCGACUCAGAGGGAGAAUUUUUUGACGCCGAAGACGGUACCGUCGAAAGUGGAGUCGAGACCAUCACUAAACCGGAUGUUCUUUACAACAGAAAAAUGGUAAAGGCGACGCUUGAUGAAACGAACCAAGUCGACGGCGUUCCAGAAACGCCAAUCCGCGUCGAAUCCAAUGAGAAAGUUGGUCACAAAAGUGAAGUCAGAAAAGAGGCGCCAAACACAAAUCAAUUUCAUUCAUUAACUUCGGAAUCUUAUAAAUUGCCAGUUUCUGGCGUCUCUAAGCAGCUAAACCUGCCGCAAUUGUCGAGUAACAAGCAGAUUUAUGAUAGUAACCAUGAUUUGACGGUUGCUGCUUUGACGGAGACGCCAAUGAAAACUGUUGUUGCCAUGGAUACGCACGAGAAUGCGGCUGGUGGUGAUGAGAUGGAUACUGGGGGAUCAGGAGAGGUGUGUGGGGAAGGAAAAGAGAUGGCAGCUGGAGGAAGUGGGAAGAAGAGACCAUCUUCUGCUGGACUGCAGAGACCAAGACUUGGGUCAGAAUCAGGAAGACAACUUACUGAUAAAGAAAUAUUAGAUCAAGUCGUAGUCCGUAAUCUUGACACUGGAGAGACAAUGCCUUUAAGUGUUGCCGAGGACAAAAUUGUAAAAGGCACCAACCCACUAUCACUACACAUAAUGAGACUAACAUCAGAAUAUAUCAGUUGUCAUGAUCUUCAUCUUCUUGGAGGAUCUGAUGAGGAAUCAGCUGUAGGCGCUUCUGGAUCUCCGAAAGAUGGAUCAGACAAGAAAGAAAAGAAACGAAGACGCUUGGGAAUCAAGAAGCUGUGGAGCAAGACGAAGGGAAAGUUGAAGAACGUAAAGAUAUUUGGUGAAGAUGUACAAGCAUCAGACGAUGACAGCUCACUGGAUUCAGGAUUGAUUAGAGUGAAGCCUUCGUCACAUCAUAAAGGUUCUUUGGUAUUCGAGCAGCUUCAAUUAAAGCAGGACUUGAGUGGCGAGCAUGCGGGAGCAGUGUGGACUAUGAAGUUCUCAUUAUGUGGGAGACUUCUGGCAACAGCUGGUCAGGAUCAUGUUGUGAGAAUAUUUGUCUUGAAAGAAGCAAGAUCUUACUUUGAUGCUUUGAGAGCAAAAUAUGGCCCUGAUGCAGCUCGAGGAGAAUCAGCAGCAGGUGAUGGCGAAUCUACAAAAACUGAUUUGGAUUCAGCUGCUUUAUUAGAUGAGCCGUUUGAAGGGAAAUCAUUCUGUAGUUAUCAUGGACAUUCAGUGGAUGUACUUGAUCUCUCAUGGUCAAAAAAUUAUUUCCUACUUUCCUCGUCAAUGGACAAAACUGUAAGGCUGUGGCAUAUCUCAAGAAAAGAAUGUCUCUGUUGCUUCCAACAUGUUGAUUUUGUGACUGCUAUUGCUUUCCAUCCAAGAGAUGAUCGUUAUUUCUUGUCUGGCUCUUUGGACGGCAAACUUCGACUGUGGAAUAUUCCCGAUAAGAGAGUGGCUCUUUGGAAUGAAGUUGAGGGUGGCAGCAAGGGUGUGAGUAAUCUUAUUACAGCAGCCAAUUUCUGUCAGAAUGGCAAGUUUGCUGUGGCCGGGACGUACGAUGGAAGAUGCUUGUUUUAUGAUACGGAACACCUAAAGUAUCAUACGCAGAUCCAUGCUAGAUCGACAAGAGGAAAGAAUGCUAAGGGUCGCAAAAUCACAGGAAUAGAGCCAAUGCCUGGUGAAAACAAGGUCCUUGUAACAUCAAAUGAUUCUCGGCUACGACUCUAUGAUCUAAAGGACCACUCACUAACAUGUAAAUACAAAGGCUGUGCCAACUCAAGCAGCCAAAUUCGAGCUGCAUUCAAUCAUGACGGUCGGUUUAUAAUUUGUGGUUCAGAAGAUCACCAUUGCUACAUGUGGCGAACGUAUCACGAUUUGUCUAAACUCAGCUCUGGCUUACGACGAGACAGAAGCGAUUACUAUGAACAAUUCAAAGUUGGACCUUCUGUGGUGACAGCUGCUGUCUUUGCUCCUGUCCCGGGCUUAUUCGCAGGUCAAGGCAUUCGUGAAGUAUCAGGCGAAGUGAUAUUGACUGCAGACUAUGAAGGCAACAUCAAGGCGUUUUCUAGUAUUUCGCCUACUUUGACGUAGUAAUCAGAGCCAUGGGGACUGCAGGUUUAUCUAUUGACUAUAAUAUGCAACACAUAUGGUUUGGAGUCAGAAUUAUUUUGUAUGAUUUUUUGGCCAUAAAUUAGCAGUUGGUACACACAAUAGAAUGCUACGUGUGGAUAUAGUUUCAUGUA